Messenger RNA from Caenorhabditis auriculariae, 941 nucleotides. The record is from the annotation of a GenBank genome assembly. Lineage: Eukaryota; Metazoa; Nematoda; Chromadorea; Rhabditida; Rhabditidae.
AUGGAGGCGAAGCAACCGCGUCUUCUGAUGAAAAAGAAACAAGGGCCAGUCCGAGGCGUGACAACCAAGAAGCCGGAAAAAUCUGCAACGAAAGAAGUCGAGAAGGUCGAAGUAGCCAGCUGCUGCAGUGGAUGUUCCGGACCGAAGAUAGAUAUUCCGAAAAGUGUGGAAAAAGUGACCGCCUGGCUGACGAAAAUGGAAAUCGACAAGCAGUUUUGUGAUGCUUCUGAGAUGGACUUUUUCGACUAUCUCCCCAUGAGGUAUGAAUUUUCUCAAUUGCAGAAUUGAAUUUUAAAACCCAAAGACUUUGAAAAAUCUCCGUCUAGGCUUUUUGGAAAAAGUUACAGAAUCAUCCAAAAAAAUUGUAUUGCAAUGAUUUUCUGAAUGUAAUAAAUAACCAUCAAAAUUUGUGAGCAGUUUGAAAGAUUUUAAUUUUUUUGCAAACUCCAAAAACGAACAGCUUCGAGAAGUUUUUCAAAUCUGAUAUUGUAGCAUACAUCAAGCUCAAAUUAUAUUAUUUCAAAGAUCAAAAAAAUAUGAGAGAGAUUUGUAUUAAAGAUCAGUCUACAGAGUAUUUCAACUCAUCAGAAUAAAAGCUUCGGUUGAAAAGAUUUUGUCCAUUAGACGUUUAGCCUUUGAUGCAAGUCUUAUAGGAUUUUCGGAUAAACUGCUUUUUGACACUUUGAAUCCACAAAACCAUUUCAGAGAAAAUUCUGCAAAUUUCAAUAAAAUUAGAUAUUUCUUGCAGGGGCAACAAACUCGUGCAGUUUCCUUCGAAGGAAGAAAUUCGGGAGGAAAAACCUUUUUGGGACUUGAAGGACCUUUUCAACAUCAAAGGAACGGAUGAAUUUGUCCCAUUGGAUCGUAUCUGCCCGACCAUCACUCCUCACCAGAUCUAUAAAAUCAAAAAAAUCAGCCUUAUAAUCAUUAAAACCAUCUAA